AAUUGCGUUUACAUAAAACUCAAAAUACAAUUGCCAUACACAGAGCUUCAUAAUUUUUGCGGCAGAUGGGUAAAAAUAUUAUGAGACUGAUACAAAUUGGAGCUUUGGCUUUAAUAAUUCUCCAACUGGUUCAUUGUGAGACUGACAGUAGUAGCGGUGAAGAUGAUACGUGUGUGCAUAAUUUGGGUUCAACGAAGAAACAUUUUUAUGAGAAAAUUCCCGGAAUCAAAUUCAUAGGGAAAGCUGUCAAGAGCAUGAUCAAGCCUCAAAAGGAGAUAAUUUCGUUCUACUUGUAUAAACGAGACUUUCCAACUUGUGCUCAGGAGAUUCGCCUGGACGAUGAUUCACUACAUAAUUCCGGAUUUGAUGCUUCACAUCCCACAAGAAUCAUCAUCAAUGGCUGGAUGAGUUCGAGUAGAAAUCCCUUCAUUCGGAGUGUCUCGAGUGCCUACUUCAGCAUUCAAGAUUACAAUAUUAUCGUCGUGGAUUGGAGUUCCAUUUCAACCUCAAUCAACUACUAUAAGGUGGCGAAACUGAUCGAUAAGGUCGGUGCAAAAGUGGCCGACUUUGCCAGGCAUUUGCAUAAGAACUUGCUUAUCGACUAUGAUGACAUCUAUUUGAUUGGUCACAGUUUGGGAGCCCAAGUGGCUGGCAGUGCAGGAAAGAAUCUUCAUCCCGACAAAUUCAACACGAUCUUUGCCCUCGAUCCAGCUGGUCCUUCAUUCAAAGAAAAGGGAAUCGAGGGAAGACUUGAUUCGAGUGACGCCAAGUAUGUGGAAUCGAUUCAGACGAGUGAAAAUAUGGGCUUCUUAGAACCUUUGGGUCAUGCUACUUUCUAUCCCAACAAAGGGUCUUAUCAAAAUUGCAUGGGCUAUGGUUGUUCCCAUAGACGGGCUUAUAAGUAUUUUGCUGAAUCAAUCAAUAGUACUGUUGGAUUUUGGGGCGUACUGUGCGAUAAGGAGCAAAUGAAAUCAGAAUGUCCUGAAGGAUUGAAGCAAUAUAAAAUGGGUGGGGAACCAUCGACGCCUAAAGUUGGAGUGUUUUAUGUGAAGACAAAUAAUAAUAAACCAUACGCAAGGGGCAAGAGUGAUUCGUAUUUGUAUUCAUAAACAAAAAAUUAAUUAAAGAGUAAAGUGAUUUGAAAAAAAAAAUUGAAAAUUAAAUGAAAACAAAUGAUUUAAAGUAUUUUUUCAAAAUUUGCAAACAGAAAUAUAAAACGUGAAUUGCAAUACUCAUUAGGUCUUCAGAUAACCUUUUGAUCGUAAUAAACAAAAAUGUGUAUUAUUAACAAAAACAAGAAUAUUUGUAUAUUACCCUAAGACUAUUUUGAAUGACAUGUAAUAUACACAUAUAUUUCAAAACUUAAUCAUACGCUUGAGUACCUGAGAGAAAGUUUUAUAAUCAUUCUGCUGACUAAACUGUAAGUUAUUUAGACACUAGAUAACGCUGAAAAAUUACACACAAUUUAUCUUAAAAGCAUUUUUUAACCUAGUUUUUCUUAAGCGUGUUUAAGCACAAAAUAAGUUCACUGGAGAUACAAAUCAAUGUGAAUACAUUUCUGUCGGUGAAGUUAAUUUUGUACCGAAUAGAGCCUUAUUUUUAUUAAUAUCAGUUUAGAUCAACUGGAGAAAAUCUACAUUUUCUUUUCAUUCAUUCAUUUAUUUGUAAACAUUUAAUUUUUGAUUGUAAAACGUUUUGUUAUUUGUAAAAUAUUCGAUACACCUUUAAGCUUAAGAGAAAACGAAUAUGUUCCUGUUUAAGAAAAAGCAUGAUUUAAAAUUUAAAAAGCAUUGUUCUAUAGCAAAAUAUUAAUUUCUCAGAAUUCGUGAACCUUUUAAAAAUAAUAAUUGGUAGCUAAGUUGAUGAGGGAAUUUUUUUUAAUUAAUUAUUUUCGUUUUGGGUUUUUGUUUUUAACGAGGACGAUUAAAUUCGAUUUGUACAUUUUGUAUGCUAUGCAUAAAAUGUUAAAGUAUACACAUUUUUGCCGUAUGUACAACCCAAUGCCAGCAACCGCAGUCUUUUCUAAUUGUUUGUGAAAUGAUAUUGAAAGAUAUAUAUUUUUUUGAAAACUUGUUCUUUAAAUCACAAAAAAAAUUAACACAUUACAAUGGUAGUGAAGUUGAAAAAAUUGAGCCCAAGGAGUCACUGAUUAAAGAAUAUUAAUAAAUAGUAUAUUCUUUUU
Messenger RNA from Eupeodes corollae, 2182 nucleotides. Its product is annotated as phospholipase A1-like. Lineage: Eukaryota; Metazoa; Arthropoda; Insecta; Diptera; Syrphidae. The transcript has 4 exons. Gene Ontology annotation, biological process: lipid metabolic process. The record is from RefSeq and is a predicted model, not a curated record. Bases 66 to 1109 code for a protein of 347 amino acids. Gene Ontology annotation, molecular function: lipase activity.